This is a messenger RNA of Loa loa (African eye worm), 2267 nucleotides long. Its product is annotated as glycerol-3-phosphate dehydrogenase. Gene Ontology annotation, molecular function: glycerol-3-phosphate dehydrogenase (quinone) activity; calcium ion binding. NCBI's taxonomy places the organism in Eukaryota, Metazoa, Nematoda, Chromadorea, Rhabditida, Onchocercidae. Gene Ontology annotation, cellular component: glycerol-3-phosphate dehydrogenase (FAD) complex; mitochondrion. The transcript is spliced from 15 exons. Gene Ontology annotation, biological process: glycerol-3-phosphate metabolic process. The record is from RefSeq and is a predicted model, not a curated record. The coding region runs from base 51 to 2237 and encodes 728 amino acids.
UUUUAGGUGUGGAGCAAUUAUAACUGUUCCAUUAUUACUGGAAUAACGUGAUGGUAUCAUGGCAUGGCAAAAUAUUUUCUGGUGCUAAUUUACGACGUUUGCUAAUUAUUGGUGGUAGUGGUGUAGCAGUUACUGCAGCAUUUUCAUUAUUACGAUUUGAUUUAAAUGGUUCAGCUCGUUUUCGUACAGUUUUGGCGGAUAAUGGAGACAUUCACACCCAACUUAACAAACGACUCUCUGGACAAUUGCCCACGCGGAAGGAUUUAAUUAAAUCACUCAAAAACGACAAAUUUGAUAUCCUUAUAAUUGGUGGUGGUGCAACCGGUGCUGGUGUUGCUUUGGAUGCACAAACUCGAGGUCUCAGAACAGCCUUAGUUGAACUGGAUGAUUUCUCGAGUGGUACAAGCUCACGAAGUACAAAAUUAAUACAUGGUGGUAUACGUUAUCUUCAAGCAGCAAUAUUUGGUUUAGAUAUUGAACAGUAUCGGAUGGUUAAGGAAGCUUUAUUCGAACGUGCUAAUCUCAUUCAUUGUGCACCUCAUCUAUCAUAUCCAUUACCGAUUAUGUUACCUAUUUACAAAUUAUGGCAAGUACCAUAUUAUUGGUUUGGUGUAAAAGCAUAUGAUAUUGUUUCCGGUCGACGGGUAUUGAAAAAGUCUUACUAUAUAAAUAAGACGCAAGCACUGGAGCUUUUUCCGAUGUUGAAAAAGGAAUCAUUAGUUGGUGCUUUGAUGUAUUAUGAUGGUCAGCAUAAUGAUUCUCGAAUGAAUAUUGCAAUAAUUUUAUCCGCAAUACGUCAUGGCGCAAAAGCCGUAAAUCAUGUCAAAGUUAGCAAACUGCUAAAAAAUGCAGAAGGUAUGGUAUGCGGUGCUCAUGUUGUUGAUACUUUAACUGGUGAAGAAUGGGAUGUAGAAGCUAAGGCUGUGGUGAAUGCUACUGGUCCCUUCACUGAUUCAGUUCGUUUAAUGGCUGAUCCGGAUACUGCACCGAUAUGUCAGCCAUCAGCUGGUGUCCAUAUUGUACUUCCUGGAUAUUAUAGUCCAUCUUCGACAGGACUACUUGAUCCUUCUACGAGUGAUGGUCGUGUGAUAUUCUUCCUUCCAUGGCAGCGUAUGACUGUAGCGGGAACAACGGAUGCACCAGUACCACUUACUUUUCAUCCAUCUCCAAGUGAUGUUGACAUUGAAUUCAUUCUCCGAGAAAUAAGGAAUUAUCUUUCAAGUGAUGUUAGCGUUCGCAGAGGUGACGUAAUGAGUGCAUGGUCAGGUCUAAGGCCACUAGUGAGAGAUCCUAAUAAAAAAGAUACAAAAUCAUUGGCACGCAACCAUGUCAUCGAAGUUUCAAAAAGUGGAUUGGUGACAAUUGCAGGCGGAAAAUGGACAACAUAUAGACAUAUGGCUGAAGAAACAGUCAACAAAGUGGUUGAAGUUGCAAAUUUACAACCAGCGCGAAAAUGUAUCACAGCCGGAUUACUACUUGAGGGAGCACAUAACUGGGAUCCACUAUUACAUAUCCGUCUGGUGCAGGAUUAUGGUCUCGACGAGGACGUUGCACGACAUUUGGCUUCAACAUACGGUGAUAAAGCAUUCGCAGUUGCCAGAAUGUCAAGAAUUACAGGAAAACGAUGGCCGAUUAUUGGGCAUCGAUUGCAUUCAGAAUUUCCUUAUAUUGAAGCUGAGGUGAAAUAUGCGGUGAAAGAAUAUGCUUGCACUGCUGUUGAUGUAAUUGCACGACGUUUACGUUUAGCAUUUCUAAAUACAUAUGCAGCGUAUGAAGUGCUUGAUAAGGUUGUCGAUAUUAUGGGUGAAGAACUGAACUGGUCAGCAGCAGAGAAAAAGAACCAAUUGAAUAUGGCUCGGGAAUUUAUUGAGGUAGAAAUGGGCCAGAAUGCUCGCGAUCAUUCACUUUCUUCGGUACCAGUGAACUUAACAGCAGAAGAAAUGCAGGCAGCUCGCGAACGUUUCCGAACGUUAGAUAAGGAAAACAAAGGACACAUAACAUUGAAUGAUCUUAGACGUCAUUUCCAGAAGCACGAUAGUAAAAUAGAUGAAAGUUUGCUUCAUGAGCUGCUCAAUGAAGUAGAUUUGAAUAAAAAUGGAGAAAUUGAUCUCAAUGAAUUUUUCCAAUUAUAUAGUGGACUGAAAGGCGGACAAAUAGCACAAAGCCGACUAGCACGAUAUUUGGAUGAAUUCGAGCCAUUGCCAGUGUCAGUCUUACGCUCAGGGGGCGGAAUUUAAGAUUAAUGUUUUUUCUUUCCAAAAUUCAGC